AUGGCUGCUAACAUCUCUAAGAAACGUAAAUUCGUGGCCGAUGGUGUAUUUUACGCUGAGUUGAAUGAAUUGCUACAGCGUGAAUUGUACGGUGAUGGCUACUCUGGAGUCGAGGUCCGUGUAACCCCGAUGCGCACAGAAAUUAUCAUCCGUGCCACACGGACGCAGGAGGUACUAGGCGAGAAGGGUCAACGUAUUCGUGCGCUCACGUCCGUGGUGCAAAAGCGUUUCAACUUUCCAGAUGGUGCUGUAGAGCUAUACGCUGAGCGUGUGGCCAACCGUGGUCUGUGCUCACAAGCUCAAGCCGAGUCACUUAAGUACCGUCUACUUGGUGGUCUAGCUGUGCGUCGUGCUUGCUACUCUGUCGUACGCUUUAUUAUGGAAGCUGGUGCAAAAGGUGUUCAAGUUGUUGUAUCGGGUAAACUACGUGCGCAACGUGCUAAGGCCAUGAAGUUUAAUGAAGGCUAUAUGGUCAAGACUGGUAACGCUUCACAGGAAUACGUUGACACGGCUGUGCGUCACGUACUCAUGCGUCAAGGUGUGCUUGGUGUCAAGGUAUCUAUCAUGCUUCCACAUGAUUCUACGGGCAAACAGGGACCUAAGCGUGCAUUGGAUGAUGUUGUCACGAUUCUUGAGCCAAAGGAAGAUGUAUAUCGUCCGUAUGUCGAGCCUACAGCUCCCAUUGUGCCUGUUGCUGCUCCAGUGUCUAUUGCUCCCGUGGACCCUGUCUACCAACCUACUGCUUAA
Molecule: messenger RNA, 747 nt
Organism: Peronospora belbahrii
Lineage: Eukaryota; Oomycota; Peronosporomycetes; Peronosporales; Peronosporaceae
Source: the annotation of a GenBank genome assembly